CCGAGAAAUGGAAGGAGUGGCUUGCACUUCGGCACGGCAGCGCUCGACACGCGCAAGAGACUUCGUCAAAAUUCCUACGAAAAUAAUCCUCCCGCUAUCUGGCAAUCCUAUGUACAGUCGCCUGCCGCUCGCCGUUGUAUCUUGCGCAUGUUAUUGCAAGCCUACAACCCCUCGUCUUCUGUCUUUCUCCUCCUGUCGGCUUACCGAGGUUAAACUCGCAAGCAGACAUGAUGAGUAAGGUGCACUCGGGGAGCCUGGAAAGGUUGAGCAAGCCCGGACUUGAUUUCAUGCAGGAGAAUAAAGGACUUGAAGAGACAAAGCUGGGAUCCUUUAGGAAGAAGGGGGUGAAUAACUCAAACAAAUUCAGGCAUUCAAUGAAUAAAAAAGGAAGAAGAAGCAGCCGGGUCAUGUCUGUCUCCAUUGAGGAUAACCGUGAUGUGGAGGAAAUGCAAAUUGUAGAUGCCUUUAGACAGACCCUCAUCUUAGAGGAGCUUCUGCCCUCAAGACAUGAUGACUAUCAUAUGAUGCUCAGAUUUCUUAAGGCCAGAAAGUUUGAUAUUGAGAGAACAAAGCAAAUGUGGGCUGAUAUGCUUCAAUGGAGGAAGGAAUUUGGUGCUGACACAAUACUCGAGGAAUUCGAGUACAAAGAGAUUGAUCAAGUCUUGGAGUACUAUCCACAAUGUCAUCAUGGUGUUGACAAGGAAGGCAGACCUAUUUAUUUCGAAAAGCUUGGGCAGAUCGAUAUUAACAAAAUGAUGCAAGUCACAACCUUGGAUCGUUAUAUCAACUACCAUGUAAGGGAGUUUGAGAGGAUCUUUUCCGUCAAGUUCCCAGCUUGCUCUAUUGCUGCAAAAUGUCACAUUGAUCAGAGCACCACGAUUCUUGAUGUGCAAGGAGUGGGAGUCAAGAACUUUAAUAAGACAGCAAGAGAACUAAUUGGUCGUCUUCAGAAGAUCGAUGGUGAUAAUUAUCCAGAGACCCUGAACCGCAUGUUCAUCAUUAAUGCUGGGCAUGGAUUUAGGCUCUUAUGGAACACGGUUAAGGGAUUCCUUGACCCUAAAACUGCUUCAAAGAUCUACGUUCUUGGCAACAAGUACCAGAGCAAGCUGCUUGAAGUAAUUGACGCUAGUGAAUUGCCGGAAUUCCUUGGUGGUACAUGUAAAUGUGCCAAUGAGGGAGGUUGUCUUCGGUCUGAUAAAGGGCCAUGGAAUGAUCCUGAAAUUUUGAAGAUUAUUCCAAGUGGCGAGGCCAAGACACUAAAGCCAAGCUAUGCUUCCAGCGCUAAUGAGAAGAUUAUUUCUGAGGAGAUUGUUUACCAUGAGAAAAAUGAUUCAAUUUCUAGUGGGACUGUCAUCACUACUGACGAUGUGACUUCUCCUAAAUUAUCACGAUGGAUGAUUGAGCAACCACAUCUCUCACCCAUUCGAGAGGAGAUGUAUAGUCAUCAGAUGAAGAAAAAAUGUCCGUCCUUUGAUGUCCCUAUGGUUGACAAGACUGUGGAUGCCACCUGGAACGUGGAUUUGUCACAUUACAAGAUUGCCACUGCUAAAGGAGUGUAUGACAUUGCGAACAAUUGUAAGGAUGUUAAAUUGAAUGGUGGUGUCUUCACUGGUUUCAUGGCCUUUGUCAUGGGUGUAGUCACCAUGGCAAAGAUGUCCAAGAACCUACGGAGGAAGAUUAUGGAUGAAAAGGAUGUAUGCUACUCGAAUGAAAUGGACAAGAGGCAGGGCCUGGCGGCCAAGCCUACAGUCUCCAUGUCAGAGUACUCUGCAGUUAUGAAGAGGCUUGAGGAGCUCGAGCAAAAGGUGAAUGAUCUCAGUAAGAAGGCCGAGCCCUCUCCAGAGAAAGAGGAGAUGCUCAAGUCUGCUAUGUACCGUGUGGCAACAUUGGAGUCUGAGCUUGCUGCCACCAGAAAGGCUCUUGAAGAUGCAAUUUCUCACCAAGUCGAGCUUUCUGCUUACAUCGAAAAGAAGAAAAAGAAGAAUAGAACCUUUUUUGCUGGUAAGUGGUGGUCAAAAUUAAAGAACACUGCCGUUUCAGGCAACAAACACUAAACACUGUUUGCCAUAUCACCGCAACAAAUGGAGCAUUUCUCUCUUCUUUCCAAAUUAAUAUGGAUUCGGAUAAAGUUAUUUGAUUCAUAUAUUCUUUCAAAGUCGUAUGGUCUGUUAUAGAUAAAUUCCCCAGCUGGGGGACUAAAUAAUGUUGUGGGAUAUAAAGUAUUACAUAUUGCUAUCUACAAUGAAAAAUUUCCGUGUAUACUUUUUAUUGUAUUGUGUUUGCAAAAUUUAAACUGUGUAAUCUUGGUGGCUUUUGAUGGU
Molecule: messenger RNA, 2321 nt
Organism: Dendrobium catenatum
Lineage: Eukaryota; Viridiplantae; Streptophyta; Magnoliopsida; Asparagales; Orchidaceae
Product: phosphatidylinositol/phosphatidylcholine transfer protein SFH12
Exons: 15
Coding region: 228-2054 (608 amino acids)
Source: RefSeq, a predicted model, not a curated record